Molecule: messenger RNA, 832 nt
Organism: Blepharisma stoltei
Lineage: Eukaryota; Ciliophora; Heterotrichea; Heterotrichida; Blepharismidae
Source: the annotation of a GenBank genome assembly
AUGAAUGAAGAACAAAAAAGAGAAGAGUUAGGCUCCGGCGAUAAAAGUAGCAGCAUAGAAGACGCAGAUUCUGAAGUUGGAGAAGAGCCUAAAGUGAACGCAAUUUAUGGGAAAUCUAUGAAUCUAUUUGGCAGAGAAAGCUUUAAAGUUGAAAUUUUUGACGAAGAUAUCCCUGAUAUUCUCCCAACAAUUUGGCGAAAAAAGAGCCAAAUUGCCACCUGCACGCAUUGCAAGCUGACAAUUGAGACGAAAACUAAAAAGGAAGCGGGAUUCGGCUGCUUGCUAUUUUUCUCAAGCUUUUUGGCGAUCGGAGGAUGUUGCUGAAUUCCUUGUAUUUUUCCGAGAAAUAAAAUGGUGGAGUCGGAAGUUUGUCUAUAAGGCACACUUCUUAUGGAGCAGGUUGGAUCUAUCCUGAUAAAGCUGAAAACAGGCCUCUGUCGUUUUUGAAAGUAAGCCUUCAAGUUUGGGAAUGCCUUGCCGGAGAGGAAGGCUUCCUGUCCCUGCCAGGAGGUCUAGACAGGUCUGCUUCUAAAAUAGUAUUAUUCUAUCGGACUAUCGGGCGCUCGAUAGAGGAUGUCUCUAACAUAGGGAGCUAAUCCUUAGGUUAGGUGGUUCUCACCAGGGCUGGAAUUUUGGUUGGCCUUACACCAUGAACUCUGGUGUAUACGCAGUCACAUUAGGCAACUAAACUAAUGUCAAGGUAGUCCGAAUAGUGGGGUUACUUAUGGCUGUAUAAUCUUGGUCUUAAUCUUGUAUUUUUCCGAUGUUCAGAGAUACGGUCCACUAUUGUCCAAAAUGCAAAAAUCGAUUGGGAUGCCGUAGUUUCUUAUAA